CACAGAUCAAGAUUUUAAAUUCAAGAAUUCCAAAAGUUUUAAAGCAUUAAUUAAAAAAUGGAACAAUUCACAAUCCCUAAUACUUUUAAGGCAGCCUAAUUAGUUGAAUACGGAAAAGAUCUGAAGAUUGUAGAGUUAGAAACACCACAAUUGCAAGAAGGACAAAUUUUGAUCAAGGUGGAAGCAGCCCCAGUCAAUCCAUCAGAUUUACUGUUGAAUGGUGGAAACUACCCUGCCGGAAAGGUCUUACCUGCAACCCCAGGAAUUGAGGGUUCAGGAAUUGUAGUCUAAUUAGGGUAUUUGCAUAAAGUUAUCCCUUAGGCCAAAUGUAAAUAAUGUUAAGUUAGGGGCUAAAGUUGCAUUCACUGCCCACCAAAACUAUGGCAGCUAUAGUCAAUAUACUGUUACAACCAAUCAAUAAGUAAUCCCACUUGAUGAUGACAUCUCCUUUGAAUUAGGAGCAUCCUCAAUAGUAAACCCUGUUACUGUUCUCCUCAUGUUGGUAGAAACAUAAGAAUUGGGAGCCAAGGCAGUUGUCCAUACUGCUGCUGGUUCAGCCUUAGGAAGAAUGUUAGUUCGAUAUUUCUAAGAUUCUGGAAUAGAUGUGAUCAAUGUUGUCCGAAGACCAGAACAAGCUGAUCUCCUUAAAAAAGAAGGUGCCAAAUAUGUCUUAAAUUAAACAUCAGAAACCUUCUUCCAAGACUUGAAUGUGUUAGCUACUUAAUUGAAGUAAUAUUCCUAUUUCAUUUUUUUAGUGCCACUGUCUUCUUUGAUGCCAUAGGAGGAAGUUUGACAGGUUAGAUACUCAGCUAAUUACCAAACAAAUCAACAGCCUUCGUUUAUGGAUUGUUAUCAGGAUAACCUGUCAGUGAUGUCACUGCCAAUGAUUUGCUUUUCAAGAGCAAGACUGUUAAGGGAUUUUGGCUUACCACUUCAGUCCACAAGUAUAAUCCAUUUGCUGAUGUCGAUGCACGAAAGAAAUUAAACGAACUACUCAAAACGACAUUAAAAACAGAAUAUGCUAACCAAUAUCCUUUAGAACAAAUAAAUGAAGGAAUUGAGUUCUAUAAAGCAAAUCAAACUUAAAGGAAGAUCUUGAUUAGACCAAAUCAGUGAACCAGUAUAUAUAUUAAGUAACAAUUAUUAUAAAAUUUUAUAUUAUA
Paramecium octaurelia is the source of this 1163-nucleotide messenger RNA. NCBI's taxonomy places the organism in Eukaryota, Ciliophora, Oligohymenophorea, Peniculida, Parameciidae. The record is from the annotation of a GenBank genome assembly.